Balaenoptera musculus (blue whale) is the source of this 3223-nucleotide messenger RNA. RefSeq names its product phosphodiesterase 4A (gene PDE4A). Gene Ontology annotation, cellular component: nucleus; perinuclear region of cytoplasm; cytosol. Gene Ontology annotation, biological process: signal transduction. The record is from RefSeq and is a predicted model, not a curated record. Lineage: Eukaryota; Metazoa; Chordata; Mammalia; Artiodactyla; Balaenopteridae. The coding region runs from base 229 to 2835 and encodes 868 amino acids. Gene Ontology annotation, molecular function: 3',5'-cyclic-AMP phosphodiesterase activity. The transcript has 15 exons.
GAGCGCUGCCCCGCGUCAAGCAGAGCGCCAGGCGCUGACAGGAAGCCUCCGCGCCCGGCCCGGGGGCGAUCGGCCCGUAGCGCCCCCGGGUCUCUCCCCGGGGCGCCAUGGCCCCACUGAGGCCAGGCGCACUUGAGGGGCCCCGGGCGCGUCAGCUCGCGCGCAGCUGAACGGGGUGCAGCUUGGAGAGGGCCGGGGCCCCCUGGGGUGCAGGUGGGGGCUGCGGCCAUGGAGCCCCCGGCCGUCCCCUCAGAGAGGAGCCUAUCUCUGUCUCUGCCCGGGCCCCGGGAUGGCCAGGCCACCCUGAAGCCGCCCCCCCAGCACCUGUGGCGGCAGCCGAGGACCCCCAUCCGUAUCCAGCAGCGCGGCUACUCGGACAGCGCGGAGCGCGCCGAGCCCGAGCGGCCGCCACACCGGCCCAUAGAGCGCGCCGACGCCGUGGACACCGGCGACCGGCCCGGCCUGCGCACGUCCCGUAUGUCCUGGCCCUCGUCAUUUCACGGCUCCGGCACCGGCAGCGGCAGCGCGGGCGGAGGCAGCUGCAGGCGCUUGGAGGCGGAGAAUGGGCCGACGCCAUCGCCAGGCCGCAGCCCCCUGGACUCGCAGGCGAGCCCGGGCCUCGUGCUACACGCUGGGGCGGCCACCAGCCAGCGCCGAGAAUCCUUUCUUUACCGCUCAGACAGCGACUAUGACAUGUCACCCAAGACCAUGUCCCGGAACUCGUCGGUCACCAGCGAGGCGCACGCAGAGGACCUCAUCGUGACACCAUUCGCCCAGGUGCUGGCCAGUCUCCGGAGCGUUCGCAGCAACUUCUCCCUCCUGACCAAUGUACCCAUUCCCAGCAACAAGCGGUCCCCGCUGGGCGGCCCAACCCCCGUCUGCAAGGCCACACUAUCAGAAGAGACGUGUCAGCAGUUGGCCCGGGAGACGCUGGAGGAGCUCGACUGGUGUCUGGAGCAGCUGGAGACCAUGCAGACCUACCGCUCUGUCAGCGAGAUGGCGUCCCACAAGUUCAAGAGAAUGCUAAACCGUGAACUCACACACCUGUCAGAGAUGAGCAGGUCAGGAAACCAGGUCUCUGAGUACAUCUCCACCACAUUCCUAGACAAGCAGAAUGAAGUGGAGAUCCCAUCACCCGCAAUGAAGGAUCGAGAAAAACAGCAAGUGCCACGGCAGAGACCUUCCCAGCAGCCUCCGCCGCCUGGGCCACAGUUCCAGCCGAUGUCUCAGAUCACCGGGGUGAAGAAGCUGAUGCAUAGCAGCAGCCUGAACGAUUCCAGCAUCCCCCGCUUUGGGGUGAAGACCGAUCAAGAGGAACUCCUGGCCCAAGAAUUGGAAAAUCUGAACAAGUGGGGCCUGAACAUCUUUUGCGUGUCGGACUAUGCAGGGGGCCGUUCCCUCAGCUGCAUCAUGUACACGAUAUUCCAGGAGCGGGACCUGCUGAAAAAGUUCCGCAUCCCGGUGGACACGAUGGUGACAUACAUGCUGACCCUGGAGGACCACUACCACCCCGAUGUGGCCUACCACAACAGCCUGCACGCGGCUGACGUGCUGCAGUCCACCCACGUGCUGCUGGCCACACCUGCGCUGGAUGCCGUGUUCACGGACCUGGAGAUUCUCGCCGCCCUCUUCGCAGCUUCCAUCCAUGAUGUGGACCACCCUGGCGUCUCCAACCAGUUCCUCAUCAACACCAAUUCUGAACUGGCGCUCAUGUACAAUGACGAGUCGGUGCUGGAGAAUCACCACCUGGCCGUGGGCUUCAAGCUGCUGCAGGAAGACAACUGCGACAUUUUCCAGAACCUCAGCAAGCGCCAGCGGCAAAGCCUGCGCAAGAUGGUCAUCGACAUGGUGCUGGCCACGGACAUGUCCAAGCACAUGACCCUCCUGGCUGACCUGAAGACCAUGGUGGAGACCAAGAAAGUGACCAGCUCGGGGGUGCUCUUGCUGGAUAACUAUGCCGACCGCAUCCAGGUCCUACGGAACAUGGUGCACUGUGCAGAUCUCAGCAACCCCACCAAGCCGCUGGAGCUGUACCGCCAGUGGACCGACCGCAUCAUGGCCGAGUUCUUCCAGCAGGGCGACCGUGAACGCGAACGUGGCAUGGAGAUCAGCCCCAUGUGCGACAAGCACACGGCCUCGGUGGAGAAGUCUCAGGUGGGUUUCAUCGACUACAUUGUACACCCGCUGUGGGAGACGUGGGCUGACUUGGUUCACCCAGAUGCCCAAGAGAUCCUGGACACUUUGGAGGACAACCGGGACUGGUACUACAGCGCCAUUCGGCAGAGUCCAUCGCCACCACCCGAGGAGGAGCCCGGGGGACCAGGCCACCCCCCUCCACUGGAUAAGUUCCAGUUUGAGCUGACGCUGGAGGAGGAAGAAGAGGAGGAGGUGUCCACUGCCCCAGGUGCAACGGAAGUGCAGGAAUUGUCCACCGCCCAGGAUGUGUUCCCAGCUGAGGAACCAUUGGAGAUCAAUGGCCAGGACCAGUCUACGGAGGUGGAGGUAGAGGAAAUGUACUUGACCCAGCAAGCAGACUCAGCAGAUAGUGUGGCUGAGGGUCAGGACGCGUCCACGCCCCCAGAUGCAUCUGUACGCUGCAGCAGCCCCCCUGCCCUGUCUCCUGAGAGCCUCCCUCUGCCUGUCUUGAGGACCCCGCCCCCUCCAGAGGAGGACCCGGGCCUUCUGGGCCUCCCCUCCACGGCGGCCGAGGUGGGGGCCCAAAAAGAGGAUCAGGCUGCCAAAAGGGCGUGCUGUGCCUGCACAGGACCAUCGGGCGAGGAUCCAUCCACACUCCCAGCUCCUGGAGGGUGGGGGUCAGCUGGAGGCCCUACCUGAGCCUCGGCCUCUACACCCUGUUGGCCUCCCUGCCUCCCGCCACCACCAUCACCCCCCCACCUCCUCCACUGCCUCAAAGACUCUUGGGCCUCCUGAGAAAAAAGAAAACAGAAAAGUGGGGUUUUUUCUCUUUUCUUUUUUUCCCCUUUCCCCCCACCCCCUCCCAUGGGGCCUCUUUUUGGAGGUGGGGGCUGGGGAACAAGGGGCUGAGGUCCCGGAAGGGAUUUUAUUUUUGGAAUUUUAAUUGUUACAUUUUUAGAAAAAAAAACCAAAAAAAAACCAAAAAAACCCAGGAUGAAACACAGCAACUGUAGAUGCUCCCGUUCCCAGCUCCCCUCAGCCAGCUGCAACCCCCUCCCCCCGCUUCCCCCCCAGAGCCCCACGUUCC